AUGGAGACGAUACGAGGAUUCUUCGCGAAGCCUGACCCCCAGGCACAGGUACGAAAAUGCAACGCGCUCCUCCGGCAAAACAUCCGCAAGCUCGACCGCGAUAUCGCCAACGCCAGGCAGGUAGAGGUCAAGGCCAAGAACCUCAUCGUGCAGGCGGACCGGCGCGCACAGCGCAACCCGGGCCAGCAGCGACAGGCAGCGCGCGAGGCGCGCGAAUUCGCCAAGGAGCUGAUCCGGGCGCGGCGCACGCACGACCGGCUGGUGACGUCCAAGGCGCAGCUCAAUAGCGUGCAGAUGCAGGUCAACGAGGCGUUUGCGGUGCGCAAGAUUGAGGGUUCGAUCCGCACGAGCGUGGGCAUCAUGAAGGACGUCAACAGCCUCAUCCGGCUGCCGGCGCUGGCGGGCACGAUGCAGGAGCUGGGCGUGGAGCUCAUGAAGGCCGGGAUCAUCGAGGAGAUGGUGGGCGACGUCCUGCCCGAGGAGGUGGAUAUGGAGGACGAUCUCGGCGAGGGCGAGGUCGACAAGGUGCUCGGGGAAAUCCUCAAGGAUCGCACGCCAGCGCAGAAGCUGCCGUCGGUGCCCGUCACGCCGGAGCCCGCAGCGCCGGUGGCUGCGGAGGAGGAGGACGAGGAGGCGGCGGCGAUGAUGGACCAGAUGAGGAAUCGCCUCGAGGCUUUGAGGAGCUGA
Messenger RNA from Parascedosporium putredinis, 687 nucleotides. NCBI's taxonomy places the organism in Eukaryota, Fungi, Ascomycota, Sordariomycetes, Microascales, Microascaceae. The record is from the annotation of a GenBank genome assembly.